AUGGUGGAUAUGAAAUGUGAGGGUUGUGUUAACGCCGUGAAGAGCAAGUUAGAAACCAUUCAAGGCAUUGAAAAAGUGGAUGUGGAUUUGCCUAACCAAGUUGUGAGGAUACUUGGAUCUUCCCCUGAGACUAUGAGUCACUCAAGCUUUAAACCAAACCGGUCGAAAAGCUCGUUUGAUUGGCCAAGGUGUUCCUCAAGUCUGAACCCAUGGCAACUUUUCUUUGUGAUGUGUUUGGCAGACUUUUUGGUCUCGGCUGCAGUGGCGGAGUUCAAAGUCCCAGACAUCUUUGGGGUAGUAAGAUUUGCUCAGGUCAGCAUGCAGCUUGCAAGGAUUGAAACCAACUUUACAGGCUUGGCUCCUGGGAACCAUAGUUGGUCUAUCAACGAGUAUGGAGAUCUCACAAACGGAGCAGCCAGCACAGGGAACUUGUACAACCCAUUUCAAGAUCAUCCUACAAUCAAAGAGCCAUUGUGCGACCUGGGAACACUAGAGGCAGACCAAAACGGAGAAGCGUUAUACUCUGGAAAGAAAGAGAAGCUCAAGGUUGCUGAUCUAAUAGGGCGAGCUGUGGUGGUUUACAAGACAGAGGAUAAGAAGUCAGGACCAGGAUUAACAGCUGCAGUGAUUGCUAGAAGCGCAUGA
This is a messenger RNA of Eruca vesicaria subsp. sativa (arugula), 645 nucleotides long. The record is from the annotation of a GenBank genome assembly. Lineage: Eukaryota; Viridiplantae; Streptophyta; Magnoliopsida; Brassicales; Brassicaceae.